AUGGAGCGCAAGUCUGGCAUCGUUUAUAUUAGUAGAAUUCCACCACAUAUGAAUCCACUUAAAAUACAGCGAAUAUUUUCACGCUAUGGACAAAUCAACAGGAUCUUUUUACAGCCAAUAGGUUAUUCAUUAAUGAUUAAUAUUAGAAAUUCUACUGAAAUUGUCCGAUCUAAAAGAAUUCAUGAAACAAAAUUAUACAGCGAAGGAUGGAUAGAAUUUAAGAAGAAGAAAAUAGCAAAAUCCGUUGCGUUUUCCCUAAACAAUACAAAGAUUGGUCGAAAAAAUAGAGGCUAUUAUGAUCACGAUUUCUGGAACUUAAAAUAUCUACGAAAAUUCAGAUGGAGUCAUUUAAAUGAGAAAGCGGCUCAUCAUAAUGUCAUUAGAGAACAGCGCUUACGAACUGAGAUUUCUUGGAUGAAAAAACAGAAUACUGCUUUUCUUGAUAAUUUGGAUAAGAGUAGAGCCAUUGAUGCUAUAGUAAAGCGUAAGGAAAGUAUUGGAAGCGAGCAUGUAAAGGUAAGUUUACUGAGACUAAGUUCUUGUUCAAAAUAA
Trichoplax adhaerens is the source of this 552-nucleotide messenger RNA. RefSeq lists its product as uncharacterized. The transcript has 4 exons. Gene Ontology annotation, cellular component: nucleolus. Gene Ontology annotation, biological process: small-subunit processome assembly; endonucleolytic cleavage in ITS1 to separate SSU-rRNA from 5.8S rRNA and LSU-rRNA from tricistronic rRNA transcript (SSU-rRNA, 5.8S rRNA, LSU-rRNA); endonucleolytic cleavage in 5'-ETS of tricistronic rRNA transcript (SSU-rRNA, 5.8S rRNA, LSU-rRNA). The record is from RefSeq and is a predicted model, not a curated record. Bases 1 to 552 code for a protein of 183 amino acids. Gene Ontology annotation, molecular function: RNA binding. Lineage: Eukaryota; Metazoa; Placozoa; Uniplacotomia; Trichoplacea; Trichoplacidae.